CUGUAAUACAUCUGUCACCCAUUUCAAGUAACAUGUAAGAUUACUGUUGUUCCUUGACUAAAAACUUCCUCUCUCAUCUCCACACUAUAAAUAAAUUCCAAAACACUCUUUUCUUUCCUCAAAUCCAACUUCUAGAUCCUCCUCAAAACUAUAACGUACGGGAAAAAAACACUCUACCUUUGAACAGCAAUAUGGUGAAGACACUAGUAUCAGAUCAGCCGCCGCAGUCACUUUCCCCGCCGCCGUCAUCAUCAUCAACGGAGGAAAACAAGAACAACAAGAACAACAAGAACAAGAAGAAGUACAAAGGAGUUAGAAUGAGGAGUUGGGGAUCAUGGGUAUCUGAAAUUAGGGCACCAAAUCAAAAGACAAGAAUAUGGCUUGGUUCCUAUUCAACUCCUGAAGCCGCUGCUAGGGCUUAUGAUGCUGCCCUUUUAUGUCUUAAGGGCACUUCAGCUAAUUUAAACUUCCCUCUCUCAUCUUAUCACGAUAUUCAUUAUGAUGAUCAUGAUCAUCAUCAUCAUCAACCACCCUUAAUCUUAUCUCCCAAGUCUAUCCAAAGGGUAGCUGCUGCUGCCGCCGCCGCCGCCGAUGAUCAUACUUCCGCUACUACUUCUGAUCAUGUCACCGCCGCUACUACUAUUACUACUCCUGUCUCAUCAUCCGAGGAUGACGUGUCAUUGGUGCCGUCGACGUCAUCGUUGGAUGAUCAGUAUUAUUAUAAUGACCAGCCAUGGUAUACAUCAUUUGAUUCGCCAAAGUAUAUUAUUAAUGAUAUGAUGAUGAUGAAUAAUUACGGGGGUAAUUCUUCGUUUUUUGAUCAAGAUACUUCUCCAAUGAAUAAUUACGUCGACGAGGGUUAUGAAGAAGGCGAUAUCAGGUUAUGGAACUUCUGCUAGAUAGAUAGUAUAUAAAAAAAUGAUCUUUUAUUAAUAUUGAAGACAUUUUUUUAUGAAUGCUGACAAUGACAACUCAAAUCUACCGAAAGAAAAAAGAGAGAAAGCAAUAAAUUGCGUAUUAUUUAAGUUAGAGAGUAAAGGAUUAAUUCAAGUAAGAGAGAGAGAGAGUCAUAAUUUGAUUGACUUUGCUAGCUCACGUUAUUUAAUAAUGCAUUUCAUAUAUAUAUACUUUUUUUUUAUGUUGAA
Impatiens glandulifera is the source of this 1145-nucleotide messenger RNA. Its product is annotated as ethylene-responsive transcription factor ERF014-like. The coding region runs from base 192 to 899 and encodes 235 amino acids. Gene Ontology annotation, biological process: regulation of DNA-templated transcription. NCBI's taxonomy places the organism in Eukaryota, Viridiplantae, Streptophyta, Magnoliopsida, Ericales, Balsaminaceae. The transcript has a single exon. Gene Ontology annotation, molecular function: DNA binding; DNA-binding transcription factor activity. The record is from RefSeq and is a predicted model, not a curated record.